AUGGAGGACGGCAGCAGGCCGGUGCUGCCGAUAAACAACGGUGGGUCACAGGAGGAGGUUGGGAUAGACGACGAGGAUUGGGAGUACGUGCAGGAGGAGCAGGCAGAGGCCGUCGCCCUGGUGCACAGCCACACGGCCGGGUACGGGGUGACCUCCCCUUCAAGCUCGACCUCAACUUCGAUCAACACCACGCGAGCGAGGGACGUGGAGGAGGGUGCAGCAACGUUGGCACAGGAAGAAGACGAUGGCACUGGCAGCGGGCGACGAAAGGCCAUCAAGCUCUUGAAGGACCUCACCACAGUCCCUGGAAAAGUAGAAGACGUGAUCGUCUACAAGCUACAGAAGCUACAGCGCAAGCCACGAGUGGUCUACCUGAAAACUUACUACAAGCUGUUGGUGCUGGUGGGCAUCUUUUACGCGCUGCCCUCGGCCCAGUUCGUGUUCUUCCAGUACAAGCACAACGCGAGCGGCCUUGAGUGCUACUACAACUUCAAAUGCGCGCACUACUUUCUGGGCUUCGAGGCAUUCAACAACAUCUUCAGCAACAUCGGCUAUGUUGUGGGCGGUGCGCUCUUCGGUCUGUUCAUUUAUAUAGCCCGGAAGCGAAACAAGACUGAAGUUCACGGCUUGCACAAGGACCGGUCCCUGUACUAUUGUAUAGCUCUCGCCAUGGUGUGGGAGGGCCUCUUCUCCAGCCUCUAUCAUAUCUGUCCAUCUAAAGUCAACUACCAGUUCGAUACCACAUUCAUGGUCAUUGGAACUGGUCUCAUGUUCAUUACAGUAUUCCAAAAGCGGCAUCCGACCACCGCCCCGGGUGCAGUGCGAGCAUUCAUCUUCUUCGCCUUGCUCAUCCUCAUCUCCUUCCUCGCCCUUACCGACAUCUACGUUGAAAUUGUAUGGACGUUCACCUUCACGGUGCUCAUCAUUGCGGGUUUGCUGGGCGAUAUACAUUUCUACUAUCACAAGCGUCUGCCAGUCCGCACUGUGAUUUACAACAUCACCCACCCGUGGCCACCCACCGAACCCGGUCGAUUGAUUGGAAUCCUGUUCGUGAAUGCAUUAUCGCUGGGAACACUGGUCUACGCCGCAGUGGACUCUAUUACCACCAACAAGGCCGAGUCGGUCCCCAACUACAUGCUCGCCAUUGUGAUGAUCAACACGUUUCUCUACAUGACCUUCUACGCCCUGAUGAAGAUGCUUCACCGGGAGAGGGUCCACCUGUUCGUGUGGCUUCUGGUCGUCGUCUCCAUCUCCACUUGGGGGACGGCGCUGUACUUCUUCCAGCUGGGCGUCACCGACAAGUUUCUUACGCCCGCCGAGUCCAAGCUGCUCAACAAGCCCUGCGUCCUCUUCAACUUCUUCGAUUACCAUGACAUCUGGCACUUCCUCUCUGCUGUCGGCCUGGCUUCGGUGGCCAUGCUCUGCUACGUCCUCGACUUUGGCCUGGAGUACGUUGUCUUCACCCCCAUUCGCCCGGCACAAGGAGCUGCCUUUGUUUUAGUUGUGGUGUAG
Messenger RNA from Acanthamoeba castellanii str. Neff, 1512 nucleotides. Its product is annotated as SID1 transmembrane family, member 1, putative. Lineage: Eukaryota; Discosea; Longamoebia; Acanthamoebidae. The transcript is spliced from 11 exons. The record is from RefSeq and is a predicted model, not a curated record. Bases 1 to 1512 code for a protein of 503 amino acids. Gene Ontology annotation, cellular component: membrane.